AUGUCGUUGACCUCUGACAUACGCGACAAGUAUGUCGACAUUAUCGACGACAUUUUGUCCAAAAGCGAUCUCACCACAAUUUCCGAGAAGCGGAUUCGCAAAGGUCUCCAGGAUGUCAUCGGCUAUGACCUCACUUCGCAGAAAACUUUAAUCAAGCAGCUGAUCAUGGAACGUUUCGAUCGUUAUGCCGACCAGAGUGGCAUGGGCGGAUCCCCCGAGGAAGCUGCCACAAGCAAUGGUCAGCACAAUGGCGAUGCGGCCUCAGUUGCAGUUCCAUCAUCGCCUCCAUCGUCGUCUCCCGUGAAGCGCCAUGCUUCUAGCGAUGUUACUUCCGAACCCGCCAGCGCGUCGCCGCCGCCUACCAAAAAACACAAGCCUGAUAUUGAUACCGAUGCGGAUGCGGCAUUUGCGGCCAAGCUGCAGGCCGAGGAGAAUUUGCGCGCGCGACCCACUCGAGGGGGUCACAGUCGACGUGCAGCUCCCACCAAGAAGAAGAGCAAGGCCAAGACCUCAAAGAGGGUCAAGGCAGAAGAUGAUUCAGAUAUUGGCUCAGGUGAGGAGACAAAGAAAGAGGUCAACCGAAAUACUGGUUUCCACAAACCUUAUAACCUCUCCGAGCCUCUGUCCGCCCUUUUGGGAGAAGCCACACUUUCGCGACCUCAGACUGUCAAAAAGGUAUGGCAAUACAUCCGUGAGAACGACCUCCAAGACCCCAGCGACCGCCGCCAAAUCCGAUGUGACGAUGCCAUGCGUGCGGUCCUUAAGCAAGAUCGCGUCCACAUGUUUACUAUGACAAAAAUUCUCAAUCAGCAUCUGUACAGCCCCGAUGAAUAG
Molecule: messenger RNA, 834 nt
Organism: Penicillium paradoxum
Lineage: Eukaryota; Fungi; Ascomycota; Eurotiomycetes; Eurotiales; Aspergillaceae
Product: SWIB/MDM2 domain protein
Exons: 5
Coding region: 1-834 (277 amino acids)
Biological process (GO): nucleolar large rRNA transcription by RNA polymerase I; transcription initiation at RNA polymerase I promoter
Cellular component (GO): RNA polymerase I upstream activating factor complex; nucleus
Molecular function (GO): RNA polymerase I cis-regulatory region sequence-specific DNA binding
Source: RefSeq, a predicted model, not a curated record